Molecule: messenger RNA, 5257 nt
Organism: Prionailurus viverrinus (fishing cat)
Lineage: Eukaryota; Metazoa; Chordata; Mammalia; Carnivora; Felidae
Gene: CEP135
Product: centrosomal protein 135
Exons: 26
Coding region: 273-3695 (1140 amino acids)
Source: RefSeq, a predicted model, not a curated record
CGUGCCCAGCGCCGCCAUCGGCCGCCGAGCGCUGCGAAUCGCCUGCGGGUCCCGUUACCGGGGUAACCGCGGCGCCGACUCCGCGCAGGCUGGGACCUUCUCUCCGCGCCAUUUUCAAACUGUCCCAGAGCCGGAGCCGGAGUCUAGGGCUGAAGGAGCCAGCGAGAGAGGCGAGGCCUGGGAGGUGAUGCGGCCGCAGGCGGAGGGAGCGGCGGCCGGAGGUGCGGGGCUUUAAUUUUGGGGAGUGAAUAAAACUACUUUUGGAAGACAAGAUGACUACAGCUGCAGAAAGAAAGUAUAUUAAUAUUAGAAAAAGAUUGGAUCAGUUGGGAUACCGCCAGACUCUGACAGUGGAGUGUUUACCUUUGGUAGAAAAACUUUUCAGUGACCUAGUUCAUACAACAGAAAGUCUUCGGAAAUCAAAAUUAUCUGCUGUGAAAGCUGAAAAAGAAAGUGCCAAUUUUGAUUUUGUUUUGGAACCUUAUAAACUUGAAAAUGCAAGAUUGAUAAAGGAAAAUAAUGAAUUAUACCUGGAAUUAAUGAAACUGAGAGAACAAUCAAGCCAACAUAUUAAAGAGUUGAAAACUACAUUGAAGAAGUGUGCACGUGAAACAGCUGAUCUGAAGUUUCUAAAUAACCAAUAUGUUCAUAAACUCAAACUUUUGGAAAAAGAGAGUAAAGCUAAGAAUGAAAGAAUUCAACAACUUCAAGAAAAGAAUUUGCAUGCUGUAGUACAAACUCCAGGUGGCAAGAAAAGAAGUAUUGCUUUCAGGCGCCAGCGUAUGCAGAUAGACGAACCAGUCCCUCCCUCCGAAGUCAGUUCAUAUCCAGUUCCUCAGCCAGAUGACCCUUACAUUGCAGACCUCCUGCAAGUGGCUGAUAACAGAAUUCAAGAACUUCAAGAGGAAGUCCACCAGUUACAAGAAAAGUUAGCAAUGAUGGAAAGUGAACUGCGAGAUUAUAACCAGCAGAUUGAGCUAAGAGAACGAGAGAUAGAACGACUAUCAGUUGCAUUGGACAGUGGCCGUUCCCCUGAUGUCCUCUCUCUGGAGACUAGAAACAAAACCAAUGAAAAGCUUAUUGCUCAUUUAAAUGUUCAGGUUGACUUUCUUCAGCAAGCUAAUAAAGACCUGGAGAAGCAUAUACAGGAGCUUAUGGAAACCAAGGAAACCGUAACUACUGAAGUUGUUAAUUUAAGUAACAAAAAUGAAAAACUCUGCCAAGAAUUAACCGAAAUAGACCAGUUAGCACAGCAGUUGGAAAGACAUAAAGAAGAAGUGCUUGAGACUGCUGAUAAAGAACUUGGGGAAGCAAAGAAAGAGAUUAAAAGAAAGCUUUCUGAAAUGCGGGAUCUUGAAGAAACAAUGGCAAAACUUCAACUGGAAUUAAACUUAUGCCAUAAAGAAAAGGAGAGACUGAGUGAUGAACUCCUUAUAAAAUCAGACCUGGAAACUGUUGUUCAUCAGCUUGAACAAGAAAAGCAAAGACUUAACAAAAAAAUGGAAAGUUUUGCAGUUACAGAAAGAGAACUUACUCUGGAAGUUGAAAGGAUGAGGCUAGAACACGGAAUAAAACGUCGAGACAAGUCACCCUCUCGUUUAGAUACAUUUCUGAAAGGUAUAGAAGAAGAACGAGAUUUUUAUAAGAAAGAGCUGGAAAGACUCCAACAUAUAAUACAGCGAAGAUCUUGUUCUACAAAUCAUUCUACACGUGAAAAAAUUCCAAUAUUUAAAACACUAGAAAAGGGUGAUUACAACUCAGAAGUUCAUCUGAUCACAAGAGAAAGAGAUGAACUUCAGCGUAUGCUGGAAAGAUUUGAAAGACAUAUGGAGGAUAUACAGUCCAAUGUUAAAUUGUUGACAGCAGAAAGAGAUAAACUAAGUGUCUUAUAUAAUGAAGCUCAGGAACAGUUACGUGCCCUAAGACAAGAAUCCACCCAAACCACAGCCUCCCAUAAUAUUAUUAGUCUUAUGGAAAAAGAAAAAGAACUUGCAUUAUCUGACUUAAGAAGGAUUAUGGCAGAAAAAGAAGCUUUAAAAGAAAAGUUAAAAAAUCUCCAGGAAAUGAGUAUUUUUGAAAAAUCAAAAUUAGAGAAAACUAUCGAACAUUUGACACGUGUUAAUCAUCAGCAUGAAGAUGAAAAGUGUGAAUUAAAGUCUAAAAUGUUAAUAAUGAAAGAAACAGUAGAGUCAUUAGAGAACAAAGCAAAACUCCAAGCUCAAAAACUUAGCCAUGUGGCUGGUGACUCAUCUCAUCACAAAACAGAGAUGAACUCACUUAGGUUAGUAAAUGAGCAGCUACAGCAGUCACUUGAUGAUUGUCAGCAUCGGCUUUCCAAAAAAAGAGGUGAACUUGAAUCAGCCCAAUCACAAAUUAACUUACUGGAGGAAAAAAUAGGUAAACUACACCUUCAGAUGACUUCACAGAGUGAAGAGGCUCAUGUAAUGAAAAAAACCAUUGGUGCUAUUGAUAAAGAAAAAGACUUUCUUCAGGAGACUGUAGAUGAGAAGACCGAAAAGAUUGCAAACUUGCAGGAAAACCUGGCUAAUAAAGAAAAAGCUAUUGCUCAGAUGAAGAUAACAGUCUCAGAGUAUGACUCUUCUAUGAACCAGCUAAAGGAAACGUUGACUAGUCGGGACCGAGAAAUAAGCAGCCUCCGGCGCCAGCUUGAUACAGCUCACAAAGAACUUGAUGAAGUAGGAAGAUCUAAAGAAGUGUCUUUUAAGGAAAACAGAAGAUUACAAGAUGAUUUGGCUACAAUGGCAAGAGAAAACCAGGAAAUCUCAUUGGAAUUGGAAGCAGCAGUGCAAGAAAAAGAAGAAAUGAAGAGUAGAGUUCAUAAUUACAUAACUGAGGUGUCACGAUGGGAGAGCUUAAUGGCUGCUAAGGAAAAAGAAAAUCAAGAUUUGUUAGAUAGAUUUCAGAUGCUUCAUAACCGUGCUGAAGACUGGGAGGUCAAAGCCCAUCAAGCUGAGGGAGAAAGCAGCUCAGUUCGACUGGAACUUCUUUCUAUUGACACAGAGAGGAGACACCUUCGAGAAAGGGUAGAGCUACUAGAAAAGGAAAUUCAGGAGCACAUAAAUGCACAUCAUGCUUAUGAGUCUCAGAUCUCAUCAAUGGCAAAAGCCAUGUCUAGAUUAGAAGAAGAGCUGAGACACCAAGAAGAUGCAAAAGCAGCAGCGUUGAAUGAUUUGUCGUCUCUCAGAGAACUUUGCAUUAAGCUGGAUUCAGGCAAAGAUCUUAUGACCCAACAACUGAAUUCCAAAAACCUGGAGUUUGAGAGGGUUGUGGUGGAAUUAGAAAAUGUAAAAUCAGAAGCAGAGCUGUUGAAGAAACAACUGGCAAGUGAGAGACAUACAAUUAAAAGCCUUGAAUCAUUGUUGGCUACAAAUAGAGAUAAAGAAUUUCAUUCUCAUUUAACCUCCCAUGAGAAGGAUACAGAAAUUCAGCUACUUAAAGAGAAGUUAACCCUUUCAGAAAGCAAAUUAACUAGUCUAGGCCGGGAAAACACCAUGCUUCGGGCUAAAGUGACACAGUUACAAACCGAUCAUGAUUCUAUGAAAAGGCAGAUUUCAACUGAAAGAUAUGAACGAGAAAGAGCAAUCCAAGAGAUGCGUCGACAUGGUCUUCCCACACCACCCCUUAGUUCAACUCUGAGGUCUCCUUUACAUUCUCCUGAACAUAUAAGCUGUUAAUUAUCAUAAAGAAUGGUGGCUUUCAAUGAGUUACCUCUGUGGAUUUUUUAAAGGACAGAACAGUAAUGAAAUAUUUGAAGUACUUGUUCUUGAAAAUCAUGAACAUUGACACAAAUUCUACCUCUGUCAACUUUUAUUUAAAUCAGUGAAUAUUUAUAUAAAAAUUUUGGUUUAAAAGAGCCAUAUCUAUGUGUAUAUUUUUAUAUAUAUGACAGAACAAAAUAUGUAUUAAUAGUGCUAACUAAUGUUAUAUCUAUAUUUAUAUUAUUCCUCACUUAAAUUGCUCCUCAAAGUGUGUGUUUAUACUGUGAAUUAAUAUAAUGUAUUGUUCACAUUAUGCUUUAAUAAUCUUUUUCAUAAUGAGCCAUAUGUGUAUAUAAAUAUUCUUACAAUACUUAUUUUCAAAGUGUUUUCAGUUUUCAUGCCUGUGUUUAUAACCCAUAUCUUUAAUACAUUCAUAUAGGAUUAUCAAUCUUGAUGCUGUGCUGUCAUGCUUUUUCUUCUAAAUGUAAAAUUGUUCACCAAUUUGCUGUCUAUCAUCAAGGGUAAUAUAUUCAGGUCUAUUUUCACAAUAGCAGAGGUCUUGAUAAAAUAAUAAUUACUGUAUAUCAUUUGUUAUUGUCAACUUGAAGAACUGUGAUGGGAAAGAUACAUUUAUAUAUUAUAUGCAAUAUUUUAUUAUUUUGGUUAUCACAUGGACUCUUCACUUAAUACAAAUUCUAUCAAAAUCAAACUAAAAGCCACAUUCAGAAUUUUGUAAAACAAUAGAACAGAAAUUUGGGACACUUUUUCAGUAAAUAAAAUUCCUCCCUGUAUUAAGAAAAAAAUUCAGACCAUAAAAGUAUAUGGGGUAAAUAUAGGAAAAGAUUUUGUUAAAAUGCCAGUAUACAUUCAAUAAUACCAGUUUUUGCUUCUAAACUUGUAUGUUGUAAUUUAUUAGUCUUACAGAAUAGUAUGUAAACACUGAACUGUGGCAUGUAAAUAGAAAACAACUUUUUACAAUUAAUUUUCAAGGUUGUAGUUUUAAGGAAUUUAGGUAUAUCUAAAUAUGUAUAUAUAUACACACAUUAAUAAAAGAACAGAAGUACAAAAUAGAAUGUCAGAUUCAAAAACUAAUCGUGUUUGAACCAUACACAUUUGGAGAAAAUCCUUUUCUUGGUAGGUUUCAUUAUGAUUGAAAAAGAAGAACUUAAGAACGAACAUAAGAAAGUGGAAGACCAGUUGGUUAUGAUACAGUUUGUUUCCUCUUGUGGUUUUAACACAGUGGAAUUUGUGUAUGUGUGUUUGUGUGUACCUGGGGGUGGGCAUUGCUCUUUUCUAAAACUAAUAUGCCUUAUAUGUCUGGGAUAUGGUAUAUGCCAUUUGCAGUAAUUCACUGUGUAUUUGAGUGUGAUGUGGUUUAUUUUUCUACCAUAUUUGUAAUUUUAUGUAUUCCAUCUCCUUUGUGUGAAUUCAUAUAGCAAAAUACAAGAGAAAUGGGACUAAUUUGCAAUGUCAUAUGGAAAAUCUUUUAAUAAAUAUAUGUAAAUAAAAUAAAAAAUAUUCCCACCUUUUCCCCCAAA